Drepanopeziza brunnea f. sp. 'multigermtubi' MB_m1 is the source of this 972-nucleotide messenger RNA. RefSeq lists its product as uncharacterized. NCBI's taxonomy places the organism in Eukaryota, Fungi, Ascomycota, Leotiomycetes, Helotiales, Drepanopezizaceae. The record is from RefSeq and is a predicted model, not a curated record. Gene Ontology annotation, cellular component: cytosol. Gene Ontology annotation, molecular function: aldose reductase (NADPH) activity.
AUGGCAUCCCCAGCAGUAACAGGUCCUAUCUUGACCCUCAACAACGGCGUCAAGAUCCCCGCUCUUGGUUUUGGCACAUUCGCCAACGAAGGCAGCAAAGGAGAGACUCAUAGAGCCGUCAUCCAUGCCCUGAACGCCGGUUACCGUCAUCUUGACUGCGCCUGGUUCUACCAGAACGAGGACGAGGUCGGCACUGGCAUCCGCGAGUUCCUCGCCGCCAAUCCCUCCGUCAAGAGAGAGGAUAUCUUCAUCUGCACCAAGGUCUGGAAUCACUUGCACGAGCCCGAAGAUGUGGAAUGGAGCAUCAAAAAUUCGCUGGCAAAACUGCAAACCACGUAUGUCGAUGCUUUCUUGAUCCAUUGGCCCAUAGCAUCCGAGAAAAACGAGGAUCGAAGUGUCAAGAUAGGCCCUGAUGGCAAGUACGUGAUCAACCACGCCCUCACCAGCAACCCCGAGCCGACCUGGCGCGCCAUGGAGAAGGCCUACAACGCCGGACUCGCGAAAUCUAUCGGUCUCUCCAACUUCACCGAAGCAGGCAUCACCCAGAUCCUCUCAUUUGCAAGCGUGAAACCCGCCAUCAACCAAGUCGAAAUCCACCCCUUCCUUCCCCAGAAAGCCCUGAUCGAUUUCUGCAAGUCUCGUGACAUCCUACCCGUCGCCUACUCGCCUCUCGGAUCCCAAGACCAGGUUCCCGCGACGGGAGAGAAGGUCAGCACGAACAAGGAUUUGAUUGCCGUGGCGGAGGCCAAAGGAUGCACUCUGGCGCAGGUGUUGAUUGCCUGGGGCCUGAGGAGGGGAUACGUGGUACUCCCGAAGAGCAGCAACGAGAGCAGGAUCAAAGGGAAUGCACAGCUUGUGACCUUGACCGACGCGGACUUUGAAAAGGUCAACAAGAUUGCCGAAGGACGCUCGACCAGGUUUGUGAAUAUGAAGGACACGUUUGGGUACGACGUCUGGCCCGAGCAGAAGUAG